Messenger RNA from Macadamia integrifolia, 1883 nucleotides. Its product is annotated as CRM-domain containing factor CFM9, mitochondrial. Gene Ontology annotation, molecular function: RNA binding. NCBI's taxonomy places the organism in Eukaryota, Viridiplantae, Streptophyta, Magnoliopsida, Proteales, Proteaceae. The record is from RefSeq and is a predicted model, not a curated record. The transcript has 4 exons. The coding region runs from base 356 to 1660 and encodes 434 amino acids.
GUAUUGAGGAGUGGACGAAGGAUUUCGAGAGAAAUUCCAACGUCAAAAGAAUGAACCUAGGGAGAGAAGAAGACAAAAUGAUGUGCAUGACAAGGAUGAGGCUUUCUUCAUAACAAAUAAUGGGUGGUAGAGGAGUUAUUGGGGAUAAAUGGUCAAUGAGGAUUCUGUGGGCUUGUGCGAUUGGAAGUGCUCUAGGCCUGUGGAUGGUUGGUGUUGAAAGGCAGGCUCAGAACAGGGAACGGGCUAUGGCUGAAAGCUUGAAGGCUAUGGAUUCAGGUGCAGAUGGUCAACCCAGUGGUGAAGAAGUUUGAAUAAUUAACUAGAAUAGUUGAUCCCGGGCCUUUAUCCUUGAGACAUGACAAACCGUUUCUUUGGCUCCUUCCGUAGAACUUUUCUUUCCCCUUUCCUUGGUCUUUACUCUUUGAAGCGUCAUCCCUUUAGGUCGGGUUUCCAUGAGUACCAGAUGAUUGUUUCUCCAGCUGAAGCUUUCAUUCCAUGCAAUCCCUGGAGAACUUCUUGGGUCUUCAGGAAUUUGAGCCAUGGCUUAGUAAAUCUAGUCAUUUCUCAAGGGAAGCCCAAGUUUGAAAUGCAUGAAAUUGAGCCCCCGAAGAAGGAGAAGUGGAAGACCAAGAAGCGAUUAAAAUUGCAGCGAAAGAGAGAGAAGCGAAAGAGGAAAGCAGCAAAUAAGAGGGAUCCACGAUGUCUUGGGGUCAAGGGUAGGAAGCAGAAAUUUCCAAACGCCGAGGCUAGAAUCAAAUACAAGAUUGAAAAGGCCAAAAUCAAGGAAGCUUUAUUAAUUGAGAGGUUGAAGAGGUAUGAAGUCCCUAAAGUUCAGGGCCCAGUGGUUCAACCAGACAACCUCACUGGUGAAGAGCGGUUCUACAUGAAAAAGAUGGCCCAGAAAAGGUCUAAUUAUGUGCCAGUUGGCAGAAGAGGGGUUUUUGGUGGUGUUAUUCUUAAUAUGCAUCUGCACUGGAAGAAGCAUGAAACUGUUAAGGUCAUAUGCAAGCCUUGUAAACCUGGUCAAGUACAUGAGUAUACAAGGGAGAUUGCUAGAUUGAGUGGUGGUAUCCCAAUUCAGAUAAUUGGAGAUGACACUAUAAUAUUCUAUCGGGGAAUAAAUUAUAUUCAGCCAGGAAUUAUGUCUCCUUUUGAUACACUGUCCAAGAAAAGGGCACUUGAAAAAUCAAAGUACAAGCAGUCACUUGAUUCUCUGAGGCGCUUCAUAGCUGUAGCCGAGAAGGAGUUGGAACUCUAUUAUAGGCAUGUUGCACUCUGUGGUGACCCGGUUACUUGGUGCUCCAGUUCAACCUUGCCCAGUCCUAGGAAAGUGUCUUGUGAACAAGGAAUCUCCAAAGAAAUUGAUUCAGGAAGCCUUGAUUCAACUAGUCAUGCCUCGACAAAUCGUUCAGAAGUUGAGAACUUUGUAGGUCCAGAGUCAUCACUAGCUGAUGUUGACUCUGAAGAUGAAUUCUUGAUGGGAAUUGCAGUUGAUUUUGAGGACUCCAACAUACCAAGUACUGAUUUUGAUUCCAAUGAUGAAGAAAGCUCUUCUGCCCAGCAAGAGAGAGAGAGAGAGAGAGAGAGAGAGAGAGAGCUUUGCCAGUUCAGCUUCAACGGUUGGACACGGGAUUCUGAUGAUCCAGAUUUUCUUUGGUAGAUUUGCAAAUUAAGAAGUUUUGAGUUCUUUUAUUUAGGAGGCUAAGGUACCUAUGAGGUUGUGAAUGUGAUCUGAAGAUUUUCAUCAACUUAUGGUAUAAGCUUAAUUGACAAAAAAUGUUAUGGACUUGACAAUUUUAUUUGUUCGUUAUACUCUUCAAACAGGGCUUAAAUUUCCACAUUGGAAGGUUGAAAUAAAAAGGAUCUUGAUGGUUGUUUGUUUC